Messenger RNA from Pseudoliparis swirei, 7503 nucleotides. RefSeq names its product unconventional myosin-VIIa-like. The transcript is spliced from 49 exons. The record is from RefSeq and is a predicted model, not a curated record. The coding region runs from base 24 to 6662 and encodes 2212 amino acids. NCBI's taxonomy places the organism in Eukaryota, Metazoa, Chordata, Actinopteri, Perciformes, Liparidae. Gene Ontology annotation, molecular function: ATP binding; protein binding; cytoskeletal motor activity. Gene Ontology annotation, cellular component: cytoskeleton; myosin complex.
GGGAGUAGGAACGCUGAACAUUGAUGAUGCUGAGAAAGGGGGAGUGGGUCUGGCUGGACUCUGACAUCGGGGUCCCCAUUGGAGCGAGGGUCAAAGUAACACCAUCUGGCCAACGGUUCCUGGUGGACGAUGGGGGAAAGGAGCAGAGUCUUUCCCAGGAGCUGGAAGCCUCCCUACGGAUCAUGCACCCUACAUCAGUGGAGGGUGUGGAUGACAUGAUCAAACUUGGAGACAUGACAGAGGCCGGCGUCCUCAGGAACCUCCUUCUCCGACACAAACGAGGCAUCAUCUAUACCUACACCGGCUCUGUGCUGGUGGCAGUGAAUCCAUAUCAGGAUUACCCUUUAUAUUCAGAGGACCAGGUGCAGUUGUACCAUGGUCGAAAGCUUGGGGAACUCCCUCCCCACAUCUUUGCCAUCGCUGAAUCCUGCUACAGUAACAUGACACGUCAUCUCAUGAACCAGUGCUGCAUCAUCAGUGGGGAAUCCGGAGCAGGUAAGACCGAGAGCACAAAGCUGAUCCUGCAGUACUUGGCAGCGGUCAGUGGUGAGCUCUCUGAGCAGCAGAUUGAACAACAGAUCCUGGAGUCUAACCCAAUACUGGAAGCUUUUGGAAAUGCAAAAACAGUCCGCAAUGACAACUCCAGUCGCUUUGGGAAAUAUUUGGAGAUCUUCUUCAAUAAGGACGGCGUGAUUGAGGGUGCUCGUGUGGAACAGUAUCUUCUGGAGAAGUCUCGUGUCUGCCAUCAGGCACUGGAGGAGAGAAACUACCACAUAUUUUACUGCAUUCUGGCAGGAGUCACAGCAGAGGAAAAGAAAACGUUGAGCCUUGGAGAUGCUAAGGAAUACAAAUUCCUUUCUCAGGGCGGCAAUAUCACGUGUGAAGGCAGGAACGAUGCUAAGGACUACAAAAUAAUUUGUUCCGCGAUGAAAAUCCUGACCUUCUCUGAGAGCCAGUGCCAGAAAAUCGUCAAGCUGCUGGCAGCCAUAUUACACCUGGGAAACAUCUGCUUCCAGGCAAACACGCAAAACAACUUGGAAUCCAGUGACAUCAGCAAGUCAGAACACUUCAGCAUCGCAGCCUCGUUACUGGAGGUCCACAAGUCUUCCCUGGCGACGAGUCUGACCCAGCGUUCAUUUAUGACCAACAGAGAGCGGGUGACCAAACCCCUCAGCGCCGAACAGGCCUCUGACUGUAGAGAUGCCUUUGUCAAGGCAAUCUACAAUAAGUUGUUCAUAUGGAUCGUUGGGAAAAUCAACGAUGUCAUCUCUCAGAGGUUGUCCAGCAGCCCCAAAUCCUCCUUCCUGUCCAUUGGCCUGCUCGAUAUCUUUGGCUUUGAGAACUUCAAAACAAACAGCUUUGAGCAGCUGUGCAUUAAUUAUGCAAAUGAAAAGCUGCAGCAGUUCUUCGUGGCCCACAUCUUCAAGCUGGAGCAGAAGGAGUACCGGAAAGAGGACAUUGUCUGGAAUAACAUCAAAUUCAGUGACAAUCAAAACAUCUUGGACAUUCUGGCUGGGAAGCCCUGUAACCUGCUGGCUCUUAUCGAUGAAGAAAGCCACUUUCCAAAGGGCUCAGACUUCACUUUGCUGAACAAGUUGAACCAGCAACACAAAGGGAACAAGAGCUACAUCGCCUCCAAGAGUGAACACGACACAGACUUUGGGAUUUUCCACUUUGCAGGCCAGGUUCAGUACGAGUCCAAAGGAUUCCUGGAAAAGAACAGAGAUGCCGUCAGUUCUGACAUAAUCAAGAUGGUUGAAAUGACCACCAAUAAGCUGCUACGCCAGAUAUUUGAGUCUGAGCUUUCAACCAAUCGUGGGAAGAUUAGCAACAACAAAAAAGUCAUCAUGACACCAAAGAGCUCUCUACAGGCUCAGACUGACAACCACAAACAGGUGCCGACGCUCAGCGGUCAGUUCCGUCAGUCUCUGGACUCCCUCAUGAAGGCUUUGUCCACCUGUCAGCCUUUCUUCAUCCGCUGCUUCAAGCCCAACAAUGAAAAGCAGUCCAAGGUGCUUGACAGAGAGCUAUGUCUGCAUCAGUUGAGAUACUCGGGCAUGAUGGACACCAUCCGCAUCCGCAAGCUGGGAUAUCCAAUUCGCCACACCUUCGAGGAAUUCCUGGAGCGCUACAGGGUGCUGCUGAAGACGACCGUCUGCGACCCCAGAACUGAGAAAGCUGCCGCCUGUUGUAAAGCCAUCUGCCAGGCCGUGUUUGAAGAAGCCAACGAGUGGAAAAUAGGCAGGACCAAGAUCUUCCUCAGGGAUGCACAUGACGCCGUCCUGGAACGACUGAGAGAACAAAAGCUCAGCAGGAUAGCUCUGGUGAUCCAGAGGGUCAUGCUGGGAUACAAAGACAGAAAGUCUUUCCUGAAGAAGCGGACAGCAGCUGUGGUGUUGCAGAAGCACUGGAGAGCUCACAGACAAAGAGAAAUGAAAAGAAAGCUCCUGCUCGGCAUUUACCGACUGGCAUCAAAGAUCCGCGGUCGGAAGCUCCAGCUCCAGUACCAGAGACAGCGAGCGGCAACAAUCACCAUACAGAGCCAGGUUCGAGGCUACCAGGUGAGGAAGGACUGGAAGCAGAAAAGAGAGGCCGUCAUACUGAUCCAAGCUUACAGAAGAGGACUCCUGGCCAGAAGAAUAUCCAAAAAGAUGAGGGAUGAAGCGACCCUUUUGCGCCUGGCGAAAGAGAACCAAGGGAAGAUUGAUGCGGAGAAGAUUGCCGCGGAGAAGAUUGCUGCGGAGAAGAUUGCUGCAAAGAAGGUUGCUGAGGAGAAGAUUGCCGCGGAGAAGAUUGCUGCGGAGAAGGUUGCUUCAAAGAAGGUUGCUGCGGAGAAGAUUGCUGCGAAGAAGACUGCUGCAGAGAAGAUUGCUGCGGAGAAGGUUGCUGCGGAGUUUCAGCAGCGACUGAAAGUCGUCGCUCAAUCAUCAGAUGAUGAGGAGCCUGAGCCAACUGUUGAAAAGGAUUCGUAUGAUCUCCAGCCCAUGCCUCCUGUGGAAGUGGUCCAACAGGAAUCAACACGAUCAGAUGAAUUUGAGAAGAAGAGGAAGGAGAAGAAGAAGAAGAACGUGCCAGAGCCGCUGGAGGAAACCACAGUGGAGACAAUACAGUUGGAAAUCAUCGCUGCAGCCUCAGUCCCAUCAUCCCCUACCCCAUCGCUGGAAGAGGAGGACGACGAGUUUGAUGACGGCAGUGAUAAGUUUUCCUUCUACCGGUUCAGCAUCCUUCACUUCCAGAGCAACACCGGCCACACGCACUUCAACCAGAGACUCAAGCAGCCGCUUCUGCCCCACGAUGACGAGGGCGAUGCACUGGCAUGUCUGACUAUAUGGUGGAUUAUACUGCGUUUCAUGGGGGACAUACCAGAACCAAAACCUGUGGACGCACUGUCUCAAGCAUCCAGCACCAUCUCCCGUUCUCUACCCCAAAGGCAAGGCCGGAGGCUGAGCCACCUGGUGGGACUGGACCAGAUAAUAAUGAGGAAGAACAAGAAAAAGCUUGGCGGUGGAAACAGAAAAGCUUCUGUCAUUACAGAGGAGCCAGAGAACUUCACAGAGGACGAAGACAUUUUGAUCGGAGAGGGCCCGACACUGGAUCGGCCACUUUCAUCUUUGGAAAAAAUACACAUUAUCCUCGGAUACGCUCUGUCGAGACCAGACAUAAGGGAUGAGAUUUACUGCCAGAUCUGUAAGCAGCUGGUGAACAAUAAGAACAAGAGGAGCUCUAUGCAAGGUUGGGUCCUUCUCUCCAUCUGUCUUGGGAUCUUCGCCCCCACAGACAUCUUCAUAAAGUAUUUGGAGAGUUUUGUCCGUAGAGGUCCAAAUGGUUACGGAGAAUACUGUACUGAGCGCCUGCGUCGGAUCAUCGCCAACGGAGGAAGAAAAGAGUUGCCCUGUUGGUUAGAGGAACAGGCUGCCAAGUCCAAGGAGCCCAUAGAUGUGUCUGUGACUAUAAUAGACGACCGCACUGUCCAUCUCCAGUUGGACUCGGCCUCCACCUCUGCUGAAGUCUGUCAAGCUGUGGCUGACAAGAUUGAUCUUCGAGACACAUAUGGAUUCUCCCUGUAUAUCAGUCUCUAUGAAAAGAUGUGGUCUCUGGGCAGCUGUGGGAAGCAUGUAUUGGACGCGGUGUCUCAGUGCGAGCAGGAGAUGAGGAGGCAGGGCAAGGCGGAGAAGGAUACCCCCUGGACACUUUCCAUCCGCAAGGAACAGUUCACACCCUGGCAUGACUGCUCAGAAGACCCGAUCAGCACAGAUCUAAUCUACAAACAGGUUAUCAAGGGAAUCAAGAUGGGAGAGUACAGCAGUGAGAAGGAGGAUGAAUACGUCCAGCUGGCAGCUCAGCACUAUUACAUCCAGUUUGGGUCAGCAUACAACAAAGACAACGUCCAAAAGGUGGUGGAGGAAUGCAUCGCUACGACACUUAUCGAGAACAAAUCGAUGACGAAGUGGGUCCAGCUCAUCAGCGCGGCACACUUAAAGGGUCCUUAUGUCAACGAGGAUCAUGACACAGACAGUGUCAAGGGAGAACUGGUCAACAACGCCCAACAUUCAUGGCCCCUGCACUUCUCCAAAUUUUAUGACGCUACAUUGAUGUCAGGUCCUCCUUUGCCCAAAAGCAGAUUUUUUGUAGCUCUAAACGCGAGUGGCAUCUUCUUCAUGGAUGGCAGAGACAAGUGCCUCCUUGAGAUCCCUUACCUAGAAGUAAAGGACAUACACAUGAUUGGUGACAGCCUUUUCCGGGACUCUGAGUCACUGAGUUUGGCCACAGUCAACGGAGAGAUUGUUCUGAAAUCUGGUGAAGCUGCGGACAUGGCCGCACUUAUUGAGAGAAACCUGGAUGGGCUGAGACAGCGCUCAGUGUACGCAAUGGCUCGACAGGAUGCCAGUAGACAAGAUGACCCCACGUUCCCGGUUUGUAAACGAGGAGACCUUCUGCUCGUAGAGAAAGAUAAAACAGGUUCUCCUGGUAAGGACUGGAUAAACGUUACCAACCAGCGGACCAGUGCCAGCGGAGCGGUCCAUAAGGAUACAGUGCAGUUUCUGCCGACUCUUGAGAAGCCCAAUGACGUUAUGAUGGAGCUGCUCAGUCCAGGCCAGAGGAAACCUUCAACAGCACAAAACGCCACACAAAGAAACGAAACCGUGGCUCCUACCUCAUUAAAGGAGUUUGCAUUUGAGAACUUCAGGCCUGCAGCUAGAGAUGCCGGUCGACAGGGUGCGUCCAGAGGGGUGAGCAGGGAGAAGCUGUGGGCAAGCUCCAGAGAACCUCUCAAACAGCCCCUAAUGAGGAGCCUGGCCCACAACUCGGAUCUCAGCAACCUGGCCUGCAGCGCCUUCACUGCUAUCCUGAAGUAUAUGGGCGACUACCCCAUCAAACAUGCUCGCAGCCCUCUAGAGCUGACUGACCAGAUCUUUGGCCCGGCCACCCAGCAUGAAGAACUGCAGGACGAGAUCUACUGCCAGAUUAUGAGACAGAUGACCAGCAACAGCAGCAGGUUGAGUAUGGAGCGUGGGUGGCAGCUCAUGUGGCUGUGUUUGGGCUUGUUCUCGCCCAGUCCGAGUUUGAUAAGACACACUCAGCGCUUCCUGGAGUCGCGGCCCAGAGACCAGCUGGCUCCUGGCUGCCUGCAGAGGCUGCGCGGCAUGGGCAGUAAGGAACCCAGGAAGCUUCCUCCCCAUCCGGUAGAAGUGGACGCCAUCCAACAGAACAGCACCCAGAUCUUCCAUAAAGUCCACUUCCCAAAUGAAACAAGUGAUAUAUUUGAGGUGAAGUCAACAACCACAAGCAAAGACAUGUGCUACAGUAUCGCCUCUCAGCUCAAACUGAGCUCAGCUGAAGGAUACGGCCUGUACCUGAAAACACCAAACAAGCUUGUAAGCUUGGAGGAGCAGAAGUAUUUCUUUGACAGUUUAAGGCUGACUUCAGAGACUUUUAAUAAAGGAAAAAAAGUGAAAGAAGGCCACCAGGCCAAUGUGCCCUACCGGGUGAACUUCAAGAGGAAGCUCUGGUUCAAUGUGAGCCCGGGGAAAGACCUGAUUGCAGACCUCACUUUCCAUUUCCCACAGGAGCUACCCAGGUACCUGCGUGGAUACCACAAAUGCACCAAAGAAGACAUGGCCGACCUGGGCGGGCUGCUCUUCAGAACCGAAGUAGAUUCGGACAGGUCGCAGUUUGUCAUGAUCCCCAGAAUGCUGCGGGAGCUUGUUCCUGCUGACCAGUUGAAAAGCAUGUCCUCCGAAGAAUGGAAGAAGCACAUCAUCUCUGCCUAUAACAGGCAGAGUGGUAUCACGGUGCACGAGGCCAAAAUCGCCUUCCUGAAAGGCAUUUCGAGUUGGCCAACCUUCGGCUGUAGCUUCUUUGAAGUUAAACAAACUUGUGAACCUAGCUACCCAAAUACAGUUUUGAUUGCCAUCAGCAAGCAAGGGGUUUGCUUCAUAGAACCAGAUACAAAGGAGCUGAUUGUCAUGCACCCAUUCAGCCGCAUCUCAGAGUUCCAGAGUGAAGGCGGCUACUUCGAGAUGACUAUCGGCACCUUGGGAAACAUCUUUGUCUGUGAAACCUUACAGGCCCACACAAUGGAGGACCUUCUUAGAUCGUACAUCACCAUGUACGAGAGGCAGAGGCAGAACCUUCGACCGAGGAACCAUAUGUUUUCCUGAGGCUUCAAGAGCAAACGCAUAGACUGAGAAAGCUGUGAUUUAAAUGCACUUUUGAUCAAUACCUUUACAUUCAUUUCGUUGCAUCUUUCAGUGAUGACAAAUGACAAUGACGGAAUUGAACCAAAUACAGAUUGCUUCUACUAAACAGUUGUAUUCAAAUGUGUCACAUCUUAAUUUAUUUUGUCUUGACUGCAAUUCCUAACGUGCCACUGUGAGAACUAUUGAGAGUCGAGAACAUGAAUUGAGAUUCAUGUCAAAUGAGUGGUAUCAAUCAUGUCCAACAGUGAGUCAUUUAGAUUAAUUUGAUUGAUUUUUUUGUGAUUUAUUAUUAACUAUUGCAGUCACAGAGGAUCUAGAGAAAUUAGAUUAGUAGAUUAUUUGCCUUAAUUUGAUGUUUUCAUAUGUUUUAUUAGACUGAAUUACCUCUAAUUUUACUCAUAUGGUUCAUAUUAUAAGUUUAAAGUUCCACACUCAAUGACGAUAAUGACAAUUUUUCAUUGUUUUCAAGACAUAAAUGCAUGAAGUGGUGGUGAGGUUUCCUUUUCACCAUUCGUCCCAUAGUGCCCUUUACACUGGAAUAUAUUUCCUUUUUUUUAUCUGCCAGUACAAUACGACCCCCAUUUAAUAUUUUAGUUAGAGAAAUAAAAUGAAUAUUAACAUACCAUGAUACUCAACAUACGUUCUUGAUUCUUGAUUUAUAGACUCACAGCUUUCUGUACACUGUAUCUACAUGUAACCUAAAAUAUGUCAAAUAGAGGAUUUUAUCUGAAAAUCCGGUGUUCAGUCAUCAUUUGUCAGUGUACAUAUGUUCAUACGUGUAUAUAUCGACACAAAUACUGUA